AAGGAGCCGAAGACCUUUUUGAAGACGCCAAAUCCAAAGGCCAAGAAAUUUUAGGCGAAGAUUUCAACGACACGGAAAAACGCCGAAUAGAUAAAGAAAGUCAUACCCCCGAGGGUAUUCAAACUAUCUUAAAAGAUAUUCCUGUCCAAAGGAGAAAAUUAGCCUGGGAUAAAUUUUUCCGCGAAAGAGAAGGCGAUAGUAGAAUCAAUAAAGACCCUAAUGGCUUAAUCAACAAGGAUAAAAUAAUUGAAGUUUACACGACAGAAACCAUAGUUAAAGGACAAAAAUACCCUAAAACUACCAAAAAUAUCAAUCCUUUAAAACACCUAGCGGAAGAAGUAGAUCAGGCCCAUGAUUUUAUCGUUAAAGAAAUUGACCUACAGACUGACUUAGACAAAUUUCCUACUAAUGAAAUAAUUGAAGACCAGCGAAUUGCUUACGAUAAUGGGUGGGCCACUCCUUCUGAAAUUAAAGAAGGUAAAACUAAUUACCAAAACAUCAAAAAUAUCGAAGUUUUAAAAAUUAAAAAACAAGACAUCGACCAAGAAAUCCAAAAAGUAGAUAAUCUAGUUAAACAAAUAAACUCUUACAAAUAUUUACGAGAUUUAGACGCCAAUCAGGCUCAAAUAGAUAAACAAUUCUCUGAAUUAAAAACUGACCUGCUACCUCCCAAUAAAUCCCAGCAAAUAAAAGAGGCGGAAAAAGCCCAGAGGAAUAACCUCUUUUACUAUUUAACCGACCCAAAAGACGGAGGACUAGAAGAAACCACUUUAAAAAAACUCUCCUCCAAUUUACAAAAUACUUGA
Racocetra persica is the source of this 806-nucleotide messenger RNA. Lineage: Eukaryota; Fungi; Glomeromycota; Glomeromycetes; Diversisporales; Gigasporaceae. The record is from the annotation of a GenBank genome assembly.